Tinamus guttatus (white-throated tinamou) is the source of this 712-nucleotide messenger RNA. NCBI's taxonomy places the organism in Eukaryota, Metazoa, Chordata, Aves, Tinamiformes, Tinamidae. The record is from RefSeq and is a predicted model, not a curated record.
CUCUGCUAUUUCUAUCGCAUCUCGCAGGAGCGCGAAUCUCUCAAUGCCAGCAUUGUGGAUGCCAUCAACCAGGCUUCAUACUGCUGGGGCAUCCGGUGCCUGCGCUACGAGAUUAAGGACAUCCAUGUGCCCCCUCGCGUGAAGGAAUCCAUGCAGAUGCAGAUGGAGGCAGAGCGACGGAAGCAGGCGACAGUGCUGGAGUCGGAGGGCACCCGGGAAUCUGCCAUCAACGUGGCCGAGGGGCAGAAGCAGGCCCAGAUCCUGGUAUCGGAAGCUCAAAAGGCCGAACAGAUCAACAAAGCUGCUGGAGAAGCCAACACCAUGCUGGUCAAAGCCCAGGCCAAGGCUGAGGCUAUUCAGCUCCUGGCAGCUGCUCUGGCACAGCAGCACGGCAGCGCAGCCGCUAUCUCCGUGGCCGAGUAGUAUGUGAGCGCCUUCUCCAAGCUGGCCAAGGACUCCAACACGCUCCUGCUGCCAGCCAGCACCAGCAACGUCACCAACAUGGUCACACGGACACUGGGCAUCUACAGCACACUGAGCAAGCUGCAAGCCCUGAAGAUUCAGGAUGAGAAACCUCCAGCUCCCAAGGGCCUGCAGGUGCCCAGCACAGAGGUGCCGAAGGUGGAGCAGGUGAACUCCAGCUAGCAGGGCUGGAGGGACACUGAACAUGCUGCUGUGGCAGCUUCCCCCAGGGAGGGGUCUGAGCCCAGGG